Molecule: messenger RNA, 853 nt
Organism: Bradysia coprophila
Lineage: Eukaryota; Metazoa; Arthropoda; Insecta; Diptera; Sciaridae
Source: RefSeq, a predicted model, not a curated record
AUGUCUUUUCAUUUUCAUCCGGUGAACUGUCAUAAUUCGGCAUGUAAUCCAUUUUGCGACGCUGCUACACGUGAGAUACAUACUGGUUCCUCUUCAUUCAUUAUCAAUUUGGACAUCAAAGGAAGAACAACUGUUGAAAACGAAGAAAUUUUCGAAAUUUUUAUCCAAGAUGUUUGUAAAUGAUUCAAAUGUAUUUGAUCGUGACUGUAGUGACAGUGAAAUAAGUUGGUUAGGUGAACCCGUUACCAGUAAUGAAACAAAAAAAAAUUUUAAAGUUAAUGUUAUCAGCAAUGGCGACGAGUCAAUUUUCAUGAUUAAAGAUUUGAAGCAAUUUUCAUAUCUCCAGACUGAAAUAUCGCAGCGAUAUCCUGACCGAAAUCAAGAAGACCUUACCGUCAAGUUUUUGGGUAAUUUCCCUGAUAAGAAUUUCAAUUUCGUGCUGAUCGAGUGUGAGGAAGACUUCCAAAUUUUCAUGAGAAAGUGCAAUGAUCAGAAUUUAUAUGUGUCAUGGGUGAAGGAAAAUUCGACGCCCAUAAAUGAACCGGCAAAUUCAAACGACAUUCCAAUGGAUAUAUCAUUCAUGGCUCUACUCCUCUUCAUCCUGUUCUUGGUCAUUGCAAUAUUUUUCGUAGGAGCUCGUAAAGAAACGGCUGAAACUGUUUGUGAAAGUCGAGUGGACCACUGGUCGGGACAUAAAAAAAUUAUUCGAGAAUUUUGCGAGCAAUAUCCUUCAACGGAAGAAUGUCAGCACAUAAUUGUGGAGUUUCUCUCCUUUAUGGCUUUAGAUUCUUUAAUAGGAGCAAGUGUAUAAAUAACAGAUAAAUUUGCAAAUAAAACGUGCCUGUUCACAGAA